AUGAGGUGCUUCAAGUGCCUAGCCGCGGGACACACUCGCACCAAGUGCGGGAGCUGUUUUGACUGCAGCGGAUUAUGCUUCCGCUGCGGUCAACCCGGGCACAAGGCGGCAGAGUUCUCUGCCGCCCCUCACUGCCCCGUGUGUGCGGCGGCUAAAAAGCCCGCCAAUCACAUGAUGGGGCAGGGGGGCUGCAAGCCUCCCCGCGCUUCUCGGCGAACGCCGGGGGCUAGCCUGCCGACCCAGGCUGCCUCCGACGUCAAUCAUGCGUCGACGCCGACGCCCAUGGAGGAGGUUGUAGAGACGAUCCAGUAA
Messenger RNA from Arctia plantaginis, 312 nucleotides. NCBI's taxonomy places the organism in Eukaryota, Metazoa, Arthropoda, Insecta, Lepidoptera, Erebidae. The record is from the annotation of a GenBank genome assembly.